Molecule: messenger RNA, 1506 nt
Organism: Ciona intestinalis (vase tunicate)
Lineage: Eukaryota; Metazoa; Chordata; Ascidiacea; Phlebobranchia; Cionidae
Product: protein Wnt-4
Biological process (GO): multicellular organism development; cell fate commitment; neuron differentiation
Cellular component (GO): extracellular region
Molecular function (GO): cytokine activity; frizzled binding
Source: RefSeq, a predicted model, not a curated record
GCAGAUAUUUAUUGCAGUUAAGGUUUUUAAUUUCCUUUCGAAAUAUAUGAUUUUGGAUUGCUGUAUUUAAUUAAAGUUCGAAUAUGAGGUUUUCAAGACGUCCAAGAGUCAGCAGCGUGCUUACCGCAUAUUUUAUGUGGAGUUGGAGUGCUCUACUGGCCAGCGCCGCGUGGUGGCUGUUAACGGUACCCCCAAUGACGGAAAGGUACGAGAACACGAGCGCAAGAGGUGCAAAAGUUUAUUGCGAUUCGUUGCGCUACCUCAAGCCAUACCAGUACCAACGCUGUUUACGCCAACCAACACUCAUGGCAGUAAUUAGUGAUGGAAUAAAAUCGGGAAUCAGGGAAUGCCAGUACCAAUUCAGAAACAGCAAAUGGAAUUGUUCCACCUAUCCUGGACCGCCAGGAAGACACGCCUUUCAUCCGAUUCUCAAAGCACGUGGAAGAGAAAAAGCGUUCGUUUAUGCCAUUCUUUCAGCAGCUGUGUCUUACGAAAUAACAAGAGCCUGCAGUAACGGUGCAAUGCUAUCCGAAUGUGGAUGUGCGAAGAUAAAUCCACACGACAGAAAACGCGGCGGGAACUUUGUAUGGGGAGGUUGCUCCGAUGACGUCAAGAUUGGAGAUGAGAUUUCUAGAUCCUUCCUGGAUGGCGACAUAGUCACGGCCAAGUCCAUGAAGAAGCAACUGCGAAAACACAACAGCGAAGCUGGCCGAAUGGUUGUCACUAGCAACAUGAGAAAGGUAUGCAAAUGCCACGGCAUCACUGGAUCGUGCGCACAAACUGUUUGUUGGAGGUCGAUGCCGACUUUGAGGUUCAUCAGUCACAGAAUAAAACAACGUUUCGACGGCUCCGUACAGGCGAGAAUUCGAAAGGGAAUUCUGCGCCCAAGAAACAAAAAGCACAAGAACCCGACCGCUCUUGACCUCGUCUAUGCUAAACCUAGUCAAACCAACUUUUGCGAACCAAAUUUGAAGCGCGGCUCUUACGGCACCAGAGGCCGCGUAUGCAACGAGUCCAGCAUUGCUAACGAUCACUGCGGCAUCAUGUGUUGUGAUAGAGGCUAUCAUGUCGAGACCUUUAUGAGGCCUUACGGGUGCAACUGCGUGUUUGAGUGGUGCUGUCAGGUGAAAUGUCAAGAAUGUAGGGAACGUGUCACUCUUUCGUAUUGCUCUUAACGUCAAGUUCUUUUCAUCAUAAGUUAUGUUUUGAAAGAUCACCACACACGACUCAGUGGUGACAAGGUUCGAGGUGUCAACGUCGACAAAGAUUGACAAGCAAGAUUCUAUUAACAUAUUCAAGUAUAUUACGAGCCCCGAAUGUCAAUGCACAUAUAACUGUUGAAACAGUGUCGUAUAUUGCUGUAAACAAUUGUACUUGCGCCAUCUUUCUUCUGAUAGCCAUUUUUGCAUUUCUUGAUUUUAUAGUUCCACUGCUUCUUAUAUGUUUGUCUAUAGAUAUGCAUCAACAGUAUUUAUGUUCGUAGUAAAAUGUGUUAUGUUCCCUGUC